CUUCCUCCGCCACCAUUUUGAGAUAAUCUAACGACUCCGUCACUUCAGCCCGUGUCUCGGUUCCUUUGUCUGAAAAUGAGCGACCAGCUUUGUAAACUAUUCGUCGGCGGACUGAACGUGGACACCGACAGCGAUGGCCUGCGCAAGCACUUCGAGCAGUACGGCACCAUGACCGACUGCGUGGUGGUGGUGAACAAGCAGCUGCAGAGGUCGCGCUGCUUCGGCUUUGUGACCUACUCCACACCGGAGGAGGCCGACAACGCCAUGGGGGCUAGGCCGCACACCGUCGACGGCAACUCGGUCGAGGUGAAGCGGGCCGUGGCGAGGGAGGACGCCAACAAACCGGAGGCCCUCGCUAAGGUGAAGAAGAUAUUCGUCGGUGGUCUGAAAGACGAGAUCGAGGAAGAGCACCUGAUGGACCAUUUCAGCCAGUACGGUGAGAUCGAGAAGGCCGAAGUCAUCUCCGACAAGGAGACCGGGAAGAAGAGAGGCUUCGGCUUCGUGUACUUCAACGAUCACGAUGCGGCCGACAAGGCUGUCGUGGUGAAGUUUCACUCCAUCAAUGGCGUCAAAGUCGAGGUGAAGAAAGCUCUGACCAAGCAGGAGAUGCAGGCAUCCGGCAGAGGCGGCAUGGGUAUGAGCCGGGGCAGAGGCAUGAGGGGAAAUCAAAAUGGCUACGGCAACAGGGAGUACGGCGGAAACUACAACUACGGAAAUGGCGGAGGCUACAAUGGCGGCGGUGGCGGCUACGGGGGAUACGGCGGAUAUGGUGGCGGCUAUGGAGAGCAGGGGAGUGGUUACGGUGGUGGAAACGGCUACAACGAGUUUGGGAGCGGUUACGGCCAGCACUCCUCCGGCUACGGCCCCAUGAAAGGGCCCUUCGGCGGCCAAAGGAGCGCGGCUCCCUACACCAGAGGCGGCGGCGGCGGUGGCUACCAGAGGGGGGGCUAUGGCGGCGGCUACUGAACGAGACUGCACAAUGGAAACCCGACCACCCAUCCCCCGCCUCAAGCGACCUCCAGCCUAAACUCAAAUUCAGUUACGGGGCGUCUGUCGUGAAACCCAACCAUGGCAGAGAUAUGGACACAGAGACCCCCUCUAAUCAUAACGAAGACCCCAAACAGGUAGGAAGGUCACUUCCCAGAAAGCCUGAUAAUACCGAGCAGCUGUUUGCCGUUCUACUAGGACACAUAAACAAGAAUAAAACACACAAUGAUCCCUUUUAUGGACCCACACAGACGCCAGUGUGGUUGUCGAUUAGAUCAUUAAUUUUUUUAUUUGCGUUCACUCGUUGUUUUUUGAAAAGCUUUUCAAUGUAGGAUUGUUUUUUGCUGACAUUUUUAAAAGCAAUUUAGAUUAUACUUUGUUUCCUGGAGUAAACUAGUGUCAUUUCAAUGUAUGAGGAUGAGAAAGCAUGUUAUGUGGAUUUUGGAUUUCAUAGCUGUGUUAUUCUGAUAAAACACCGAUUUGUAUGAUUAUUUACUUUGGGUCAUUCAGGCGGGAACGUGAUACUGCAGGAUCCAGUUUCCUUGUUUCCUUUCCCUUAUAUUGUAUUCAAACUCCUCACGCAUAGUACUAGUUUCAACUUAAGUAUUGUUCAUUUUUCCAUUUACCUGUAGCAAUAUCUAAUGUAUAUUGUAUACUUUCAUGUCUUGAGAUCGAAUCUACUGUUAAAACACUUUGGUAUGCUUAUGUAUGUUCAUUUUAAAUAAAACGUUAUACCACUUAG
Messenger RNA from Paralichthys olivaceus (Japanese flounder), 1729 nucleotides. Its product is annotated as heterogeneous nuclear ribonucleoprotein A0-like. Gene Ontology annotation, molecular function: mRNA 3'-UTR binding. Gene Ontology annotation, biological process: mRNA splicing, via spliceosome. The record is from RefSeq and is a predicted model, not a curated record. Gene Ontology annotation, cellular component: catalytic step 2 spliceosome. NCBI's taxonomy places the organism in Eukaryota, Metazoa, Chordata, Actinopteri, Pleuronectiformes, Paralichthyidae.